Penaeus chinensis is the source of this 518-nucleotide messenger RNA. Its product is annotated as cuticle protein AMP1A-like. The transcript is spliced from 3 exons. Gene Ontology annotation, molecular function: structural constituent of chitin-based larval cuticle. Gene Ontology annotation, cellular component: chitin-based extracellular matrix. The coding region runs from base 1 to 468 and encodes 155 amino acids. The record is from RefSeq and is a predicted model, not a curated record. NCBI's taxonomy places the organism in Eukaryota, Metazoa, Arthropoda, Malacostraca, Decapoda, Penaeidae.
AUGAACUUUGCCAUUAUCUUCGCUUGCGUGGCAGCCGUGGCCAUCGCCGCCCCUCAGUACAGUUACGUUACAUCUGACUCCAGCGAAGAAGUCGAAUUUGUGCCGAUCCUGAGGGAUGAUCGCGUCCACGAGGAAGAUGGAACUUAUAAGUUUGACUUUGAAGCUGGAAAUGGCAUCCGUUUCUACCAGUCUGGAUCCCCUGAUGGAGACGAGGACGCUGUUAUCAAGACAGGGGAAUAUUCGUACACUGCCCCUGACGGCACCCACAUCCACGUCCGCUUUGUGGCUGACGAGAACGGCUUCCAGCCUCAGUCUGAGGCUCUUCCUGUGGCUCCCGAGUUCCCCCACCCAAUCCCUCAGUUCGUCCUCGACCAGAUCGCCUUCGCUGCCGAGGAGGACGCUGCCCGCGCUCGUAAGGAGUCAGAGGAAGUGUCUUCUCCAGCAGGAUUUUAUCGCUACCCUCAAUAACGGACAAGAACUGACUCUGAUAUGUAAUUUAUUGAACAUUUAAAUGCACU